GAAAAAAUGGCGCCCGGUCCCCUGGGCCGCUUCUUCUUCCUCUGGCGUUCUCCUUUCUCCGUCGCACGGCUUGCAGCGGUGCGGGACUCGGUCUCCUGUUGUUGGGCCGUCUUCCUCGUGCCGUUCCCUGGCCCAGGGAUACAGUACCCCGACGCCGUCAGCGGAGCGGCCCCUAAAGGCGUGUUUUCCUUGGAUCGGGUGGAGUCCAGGGGUGUCGCUGGUCUCUUCGCGUCUGCUUCCCCUCUCGGACAAAGAAGGGAAAAAGACUGGUGGAACAAGGAAGCCGCAGAAUUCGAAAGAUAACAAGUGAUAUCUACAGCAAGGCCCAUGGUUGGAAGCCGGUUGACAGGCGUCUCCAGUGACAUUUUGCUGCUGCUCAUGCAUCUUUUGCUUCUGGAUGUAUACAGCGUGUCUGCUUUUGGUAGAUAAAAACUAGCGUUCUUGUCAUUCCUGGUGAUGUGAUGUUCCCGGCUGCUUUUGGGGCAUAUCCUUUGUAGAUAUUCAGUGUUAUCUGUUAGACUGUCGGUCUUUUGUUGGUUGACCGUAUUCCUUCUGCUGGGUUUAAUGCUUUGUGUAGCUGAUAUUGUGGUAGGCUUAUCGGCUUGUGUCUGUUGGUUUGUCGUGAUUCCUGUAAGAACUAUGUUUGGUUUCUAUUUC
Messenger RNA from Zea mays, 657 nucleotides. RefSeq lists its product as uncharacterized. Lineage: Eukaryota; Viridiplantae; Streptophyta; Magnoliopsida; Poales; Poaceae. Bases 7 to 303 code for a protein of 98 amino acids. The record is from RefSeq and is a predicted model, not a curated record. The transcript is spliced from 2 exons.